AUGGCGGAAGGACAACAUCUCACGCUACAUCUCAACCUCGUGAUCGAAUGUCACAACCGCCUCCGGAACAAAAUACGCGUCGCACUGACGCCGGACGCAAUCCUCCUGUACUUCCUAAAGAAGAAACCGCCGAAAGCCAGUCGGGUCAUUCACGACGAUCACCGCCUCUCGCACAGUGCCGAAAUCCCUCCAAUCCAGCGCAGACCGACCUUCGACAGCAUAUUGAACGAAAUUGGGCUCGUCAAGAGUCAUCCGAACUUGAAACACUGCGACGAAGAAUAGCCGAGUUGGAAAGUCGGCAACGGGCACCUGAAGAUCCACCUCGGCGGGCCUCCACCUCGGCGCAAGUGUAUUUGGAAGCCGAUUCUCCCCUUACUCCGGAGCUCACUUCGGAACCAGUUCCUGGAAAAGUUAAGGUCCCCCAGAUCGGGCUAUAUGAUGGAACAUCUGACCCUGACUCACACCUCGGUCAUUAUACUUCAUGGAUGGAUCUGCAUGGGGCCUCAGACGCACUUCGGUGUCGUAUGUUUUCACUUACACUGGGGCCUCGGGCCCAAAAAUGGUACCAUUCUCUUCCUCCUCAUUUAAUUUGGAAGUGGCAACAACUGAGGUCGGCUUUCCGAUCUCACUUUAUCGGGGCUCAAGUAUGCCUUAUCCCAAAAGAGUCUCUUGCGAAUAUCACUCAAAAAGAUGAUGAGAGUGUCAAGGAUUAUAUUGCCCGUUUCAAUGACCGAUCGCCAGGGCACAACACAGACGAGUGUUUGAGUUUGUUAGCCGCAUUGUUGCGUUUGAUUGGCCAUCCGCAACUUACAAAAUUUUAUCGUAAUACUGAUCCUCAGAGGCAAGGUCCUGGACGCCAGAUCGAACCCUUUGAUGAUGAAGAUGAUGAGGAAGACCGAGGUGCUAUGCCAAAACGCAUCCGACAAGGAGAUAAGGAAGUAUUCAUGUUCACCUCGGAGAUGUCCGAUUCUAACUCUGCUGGAACUUCCCGAGGACGUAAACGAGAUAGGUCUCCUGAACCAAUACGAAUCACCGUCCACCGGGUCAAUACCAAUAACCCCCGGAGUACAUUGUCCCGUCGACAGGUCAAGGCAUAUGCCCGACGAGCGCACAACUCCGGCAAACAGGUUUACACUACCGAUUUGAGAGAUAUUCUCAACAAUCGGAAUUGCCCCAUAACCUUUAAUAUGGAGGAUGCUAAUCAUUUCGCCCAUCCUCAUUCCGACGCACUUGUUAUCACCGUCCCUAUAUGCGGGAUUCCGGUUCAUCGUGUCAUGGUGGACAGUGGGGCCUAUUCGAGUAUUUUGAUGUUAAGAGCUUUUGAUAAAAUGGGCCUUGAUCCCGCCGAGAUUCGACCCUGCAAUGAUCAAAUACAAGGGUUUAACGGGAGCAUUUCGAAGCCCAUCGGCGAAAUCACUUUACCUGUCCGAUUUGGCACUUCGGAGAAUGCCACCAAACUCGUCAUGGAAACUUUCAAGGUUAUGGAUAUCAAUAAUGAGUACAACGCCAUCAUUGGCAGAACGGCAUUCUAUAAACUUCGAGCUGCAGUCUCUAUCUUUCACUACGCCUUAAAAUUCCCGACAACCCGAGGAGAGGGAACCCACUUCGGAGAUCAAAGAGAAGCUCGCGAACUUGUUACUUUUAUCCCAUCCAAUGGAGUUCAUUCAACUUCAAUGG
Messenger RNA from Striga hermonthica, 1677 nucleotides. The record is from the annotation of a GenBank genome assembly. Lineage: Eukaryota; Viridiplantae; Streptophyta; Magnoliopsida; Lamiales; Orobanchaceae.